AUGGCUUGGGAAGACGAAUCAGACUUCGCAUGGGGAAAUGUACUUUCACAGGACGAAAUUGUAGGAGGUUCAAAGCGGCGAAGAUCAGAGAAAGCCAUAAUCAAGUACUCGUAAGUACAGUACAUCAACAUGAGUACACUACAGCACACUGUGUGACACUGUACACACUAGCUUGUAUCCUGGUACUAUAAACUAUUAGUGCUACUGCAGCUGUAUCAAAUAUAUUGCUCCUUUAUGCAACCUCCUUAUUUUACUCUGGCCAGGGCAGGGGCCCAUGCAGGGACAUAUGACAUGCGAACUGAAAAUUUAUAAAUUAACAAUGUCUUAACUAUUAAUAAUAAUUAAUCUCUCUUACAAUAUUGUACCCUUUGUAACACAAGUAUUGUUGCUGCUUGAAAACAUUGGUAUGUCACUUUUGAAAUAUUGUCAUUAUUUUCCUCCAUGAUAAAUUUGUGGGUUGUACCUGAAUCCUGUCAUCCUGAUAAAUUUGUGGGUUGUACUGAGGUUGUACCUCAUUGGAUCAUAACUGGACCGGACGACAAGCCUUGUGUUAUGUUGUACAUAGACAUUUGUUAAGAUUUGCCUGACUGAAAAGUUUGGAAAUUGCGCGCCGGAGAUUUCGAAAAUUUAAUAGUAAAUAAUAUUAUAUAGAAAGCAUCAAAAUUGCGUGCCGGAGAUAUCCGCUGCGCGAUACAAACUUAACACACUGGAAGAUUUGUAUAUAUACUUCUGAUGUUUUUGCACCUUUGUUUCUUUGUUGUGUUUUAUGUAUGGACAUUCAAUUGAAAUCAUAUUAAAGAACCUGAGUGUUUUUGCUAGAGACUGUUUUGUUGGACUAUCUUCAUGUAAUUUUCAAGAUAUGUCCCACUGUAUCAAGCGGCCAACAAUAUUAGUAAGCUGUCAUUUAGCAAAGACCGGAGAAUGUUAAACUUAAAUAUAUCUUAUAUAAUUUUAUAAAUAGUUUUAAAAUUCUUUUCUGUAUACUUUUUUGCACACCCCUCAUGGAAAUCAGCUUUGGUUGACGGGGUCAGCGUGUUUAAAUAAAGUUUUCUAUCUUAUCUAUAAAUUCUGCUUAGGCCAAAAAAUAUCAUAUGCAGGGCUGAAAAUAAAUAUUUGACUGGACAGGACAUUUGUCCAAUCACUUUAAUUCUGGUUGGACAUAACUUGAUUUUGGUCGGACAAAAACCAACACCACUAAAUUUGGUCGGAUAUAUAUACGUCACAAGAUAUAUAUAAGUCACGAGACAAGUAUGUAUAGCCAUUCUGGCCCAACGUUAAGUAGAAUGCCUCGUAAAUUUUAUUGCAAAAUGCAAAUUGACUGAAUUUGCAAUCGGAUUUUGUCACAGCAAAAGAAGGUAUGUGACAAUUUUUUUUUGUGAUCUGACCAAUGUCCGAUCGAAAUUACUUUUGCUCGAACAUUUGCCAAAUUUAGUCGGACAUUGCAGCCCUGAUAUGUGGGUUUCCUAUUUCUUCUUUUGGUUUUAACUUUAUUUUAAAACUUAUUUUAAUUUUCCUAACAACUGGAUGCCAUGUUUGUUUAGUUGGUGCUUCCACAUUCAAAGAUAAAUUUCCCUAAUAUUGCCUCAAAUUUUCCAACGUUUUCAUCUACGUGGAAACUCUUUCAAGCAUGAUCCAAAAAAAAAGUUUAGGGUCGGGAUUUUGGUGACCAUAACCUAGAUAGGGUCGGGAAACUGGAAACCCCCAUAUUUUUUUGGGCCUUAGUGCUGUGCAAACUCAGCAGCACUAUAUAUGUGAGUGGUUACUUAAUUUGUCUCAGAAAUAAUUGUCUAGAAAUAAUUUACAAUAUUAUGCCAAGUUACCAAUCAUAAUUGUGAGCCAUAUGGUGCACUCUUUAAAGAACUCACAAAGUUUGUACUACUGUUACCUAGUAUGUUAAACAGCCCCUAUCACAGUGUUUAUAACAGUACAGUACCUACUAACAGUACCUACAACCUAGAUCAGUUCUGAUUGAUGCAACUUUUUGAACCAUUUAUCUCUUUAUUUAUUACCAAUUAAAUUGUUGUUGUCUGAAUAUAGAAGUCUGACCCACCAUGUCGAGUUUUCUCUUUUCACAUGUGCCCAUAGUGAGAAUCAGAGGUGAAAGGCGCUUGCUCUAACGACUGUACCACUGAAACCCCUUGCAAUAUACCAUCAAUGAUAAUAUUCAACAAAAAAACUGCAUUUGCUCACUCAUGAGAUUUGUCGAAUUGAUGAUAUCAUCAACUAUACUCAGAUAUACUUUUUUGAUGACAUCAUGAAUCAACUAACAAUAAGUCAUCAUUUUAACAUUCAGCAAAACCUGUAAAUAAUGUAAUUAAUGUACCCUUAAAUACAAUAAAACGGUAAAAAUUGUUUUAAAAUUUCAUAAGAAGUAACUAUAAAUAACAAUUAAUAAGAAAUUAUAAUAAUUAAUAAAAAUAAAAUAAAAAUUUCACAUUAUGAAGAAAAUCGGACGCUGUAAAAUGUGUUGCUACUCUAUUCCAUUCUAAUAUAUUCCAUUACAGAUCAUGCUAUGUCAACAAAGAAUUAAUAUCAAUUGGAGACGACGUCAUUAUUGAUAUAGAAGGCGAGAAGGAGGAGGCUGUAGGUAGAAUACAAGACUUGUAUAAUGACAAUUCUCAAGACGAACCUUGUAGAGCUGUCAUUCAUUGGUAUUUUAAAAAACAUGAACUACCCUCGAGAGUACAAGAUAAAAUUGGCAGUUUUCUGUCGGAACAAUACGAAUUAUUCUGGCGUGUGGACAAUGAAAAAAAAUUACGAAUAUGCAUUGAUGACAUUGAUGCUGAGACCAUUCGAACAAAAUGUCUUGUGAUUAUCUUGCCAUCAUCGACACGUCAUCGUAAGAACACCGGGAAAUAUUUUAUUCGUUUUGGUUUUACGACUGAUAACAAGUUAAUUUCAGACAGAGAACUUUUAAUUCAAUUUAAUCAUGCAGUUGGGAAAAGGACUCCCUCGAAGGAAACACCAAAAAAGUCAGCAAUAAAAACAAGUCAAG
This is a messenger RNA of Paramuricea clavata, 2995 nucleotides long. NCBI's taxonomy places the organism in Eukaryota, Metazoa, Cnidaria, Anthozoa, Malacalcyonacea, Plexauridae. The record is from the annotation of a GenBank genome assembly.